AUGAAUGAUCUGAUGACCAAAUCCUUCACAAGUUAUGUCGAUCUAAAGAAAGCAGCCAUGAAAGAUGCAGAGUCGGGCCCGGAUCUGGAGCUGGGCAUGGCCCGAUUGGACCAAAACCUGACUGCGUUCUUGGAGGAGGCAGAGCAAGUGAGGAAAGAGAUGGAGUCCAUCAGGGAGAUCCUGGCCCGAUUGGAAGCCUCCCACGAGGAGGGCAAGGCCCUGCACAAGCCCCAAGCCCUAAAAUUGAUCAGGGCCCGCGUCAACAGUGACAUCCUGUCCGUCCUGAAACGGGCCCGGGCCAUAAGGGCGAAGCUGGAGGAGAUGGACCAGGCCAAUGCGAGCAAUAGGAGGCUCUCGGGCUGCAAGGAGGGAACCCCUGUCGACCGGGCCCGAUUUGCUGUGACAAACGGGCUGAGGAAGAAGUUGAAGGAGGUGAUGAUGGAUUUUCAAGGGCUGAGGCAGAGAAUGAUGAGUGAGUACAAAGAAACUGUGGGGAGAAGGUACUAUACCAUUACUGGGGAGUAUCCGGAUGAGGAAGUUCUUGAAAAGAUUAUCUCAAAUGGGGGUGAAGACUUGUUGUCCAAAGCAGUUCAGGAACACGGGCGGGGGAAGGUGGUGGAGACGGUGGUGGAGAUACAGGACCGGCAUGAUGCUGCCAAGGAAAUCGAGAGGAGCCUUUUGGAGCUUCACCAGAUAUUCUUGGACAUGGCAGUGAUGGUGGAGGCACAAGGAGAGCAGAUGGACGAUAUCGAGCACCAUGUCAUGAAUGCGGCCCAUUACAUUGCUCAAGGAACCAACAACCUUAAAGUUGCCAAGGAUCAUCAGAAAAGCAGCAGAAGGUGUAUGUGCUUAGGGAUUGUGCUUUUGCUGAUCGUCGUUCUUGUUGUGCUCAUCCCCAUUCUCGUUAGCUUCAGCCAUUCUUGA
Molecule: messenger RNA, 924 nt
Organism: Striga hermonthica
Lineage: Eukaryota; Viridiplantae; Streptophyta; Magnoliopsida; Lamiales; Orobanchaceae
Source: the annotation of a GenBank genome assembly